Molecule: messenger RNA, 3322 nt
Organism: Zootermopsis nevadensis
Lineage: Eukaryota; Metazoa; Arthropoda; Insecta; Blattodea; Termopsidae
Product: mini-chromosome maintenance complex-binding protein
Biological process (GO): DNA-templated DNA replication
Molecular function (GO): chromatin binding
Source: RefSeq, a predicted model, not a curated record
AACUAUUGGUAAUAUGCUGUUUUGUGACGUUUAGCGCCAAUUCGCAGCGUGUUGUGUACUGUAUAAUGGAUAUGGUGAAAGAUUUUUGAAACAAUCAAUAACGUGACAGUAUGGAAGGCGAUAAGCUGCAGUCUUGUUCGCUGCCAUACUGGGAAGCAAAUGAGGUCAAAUGCAGACAACAGUUGGAUGACCCAAGAAACUGGAACAUGAUUCCAUCCCUGAAUUCAGUUGCACUUCACAAGGUAGUUCACCAGCAGCUUGUCCGUUUCACGGGGAUGAUCCAGGACAUGCAAAAUCCUGAGUUGUUUCUUGAACAGUAUGAGGUACGAAACGACAUUAGCGGGCAGACGGCAGUCAAAAUGGGCAAAUACAGGGAUAUACCAGUCUGCAGGCUGGAUGAGGUGUUUGUGGAGGAUUCAGCAAACAACUUGAAUGGACAACGGCAGUCACUCUGUUGUGUAUCGGUUCCUGCACUUAACUCUUGGGUGAACGAGUCUCUCGUCACAGAGAAGUUUCAGCCUCUGCAGUGUGAGAAGAAACGGGCUCAUCCAGAUGAGUCUUCCGGUAGCAGCGAAACGCUCUUCACGCAAGGAACCAGUGUCAAACGUUUCUGUCCCUAUAAUCAACUUGAUUCAAGGAAUUCAAUUCUUAAUAUGGAACUCAACGUCCCACUGCCAGAGGCUCAAGUUAAAACUUGUUUGGUUAAGGUGUAUGACAGCAAUUCAUCUCUUGUCUUGAAUGAUGUGAUUGAAGUGGUUGGCUUCUUGUCUGUGGACCCAGCGCUGAGUGUUUCAUCUGUCGGUACUGAGGAAACAGAGGAGGACGAGGAGUCACAUCUACACAACCAGCCUUGGUCUCUGGUUCCGAGGUUGCAUGCCGUUUCUUUCCGGAAGCUUUGUCACAGCAACCCUCUCGUGCAUCCUACUUUGUGCAGUACAGAGGAUGUUCGCGAAAUGGCGAAGGUUGUGAAACAGGAUCUUCGUCUGGUGCUGAGCCAAGUUUUGUUGGGGGACCACUUGGCUGCCGAUUACUUCAUCUGUCACCUCAUUUCCACAGUGUUUCAGCAUAGCGAGCUGCUAGCUUUAGGCAAGUUUAGUCUCAACAUUUCCAGUGUUUCGCCUGGCAAUGGUUAUACCACGAAGCUGUACGCAGUACUCGCAGAACUGGUGACGAAGAGCCACUAUCUGCCGCUCACACUUGAAAACCUGAAUAAGAGCACCUUCAUACCAAAGAAGGAUUAUGAUGGUAAUAGAUUGGUAAGCGGUAUACUCCAACUGAGUGCACACACGCACCUCGUCCUCGAUGAAACUUGCAUGGAACCAGGACAGCUGGACUCGAAUGGUGUGCGUAAUGUGGCAGCACUAGGCACACUUAUCUCUCAACAGAAAGUUGACUAUGACUUCCAGUUUUAUAAGUUGGAGUUCCAGACUGAUAUACCAGUUUUGGUGCUCUCUGAAGGGAAAUCCCUGUUGCCUAGUGAUGUGGCAGUCCCCCUGGAGCCAGAUUACAAAUGCAUGGAGACUAUGAAUGAGAUUUUUGAAGCUGUGAACCACUAUCUUCAGGGGUCAGUGCUGCAGAAGUUACGGAAAUAUCUCACUGUCGUACGUUUGCUGAAAUAUUCGUUGCCGCAGAACAUGGAGAAGAUCAUACAAGAUGACUUCGUAAGGCUGAGAAGAGAAAAUGAAACAAAAACUUCAGCCUCUGAUUUGCAUCUACUACUGGUUCUUGCCAGGUUGGUGUCGCUGAGUCAAGGUGAACUGAUUCUGUCGAGGGAAUCGUGGGAAUUGGCGUGCAACAUGGAACGACACCGAAAGCAGCGAAUUAAUGGACAAGCUCAACAUCCGUAACGUAUGUUCUCCGCUCUGUACCACAGUUCAAGAUCGCACUCAUGAAUCCAGAUUUCGUCAUGUGUAAUGACUCCAACAACAAAUGUGGGCCGUAUUGAAUUUGUUGCAGGUCAUGACACACACACUGCAUUGAUUGUUGUAUUGUUCUUAAUUAAGAGACAAGGAACAAAAUGUGGCAGUGAUUCUUUACAUGUUCAGGUCUUCUGAUUAAAUACAUUGAUAGCUUUCAUACAGAAUUUUUUCACACAAACCUUGAAUUGUCGGGCAAAAGCCAGGACUCAGUUUAGGUGAAUGAGGCACGACAAGUUAUAGUUAUAUUUUUAAUAUCAUAAUUUUGUUUUUCUGUUCCACAUAUUUAUUUUAUGACACUUUAGGUCAUAGAAAGUCACAGUUGUUCCAAAUUUGUAAAAUGAAGAUGAGAAUUGGAACAGACCGUGGCAACUGCAACAUGCGUCACUUCUGUACGCAGGCAGAAACAUAAUUUCUGUGGUACUGGACAUGUACAGAAUACAGAAAAGGGAUAGUGAUGCUUUGCGAUGAACUUUGUUGAUGUGGCAGACAGUAACAGUUAAAUACUGACUAAUAAUGUUCAGGCCUAUAGUAUGGUGAACCGCGCUUCAAACCGAAGACUCUCGGCUGUAUGUUGUUUGCCACUGAACCACCUGCAGACCUGACAGGUUCUAGUUUUGGUAGUUUGUUAGAUCUUAGAAGUGAUAAAAGUGUUGGUGCACUGACUGUGGCAUUACUAAAGUACUAGUAAUACUAACACAUUUACUGCUAAGAAUUCCACUGCUGGCUUAAUUCAGUGCUUUAAUGGAUUUCAGUAUUACAUGGUAAAGAUAAAUGGCAGGCUAUUUAAAGGAAUUGCAAAAGGUAACUAACUGCAUGCACCAUCUGAUGACAGAAGAGAAAACUGCAUGCUCAAAAGUUUUUUUUAGAAGACGUCUCAUGACAUGUUACUAUCAAUCCUAGAUCAGAUAUGAGAGUAUGGUCAAAGCAGUAAUAAACAACCAAACUUGGGCACAGAAGUGGGUGUUUUAGUAGUUCUUUGAUAUUAUAUGCGUGUACAGAAUAUAUGAAACAGUGGUUGUUAUAGAUCAUUGCUAAUAAACCAUGGAAACGGUUGCUAAUAUAUCUCUGAGCAGUUCUUUCAUGAUUAUAUUCAGUGAUAAUAUCCUUUUGAGAUGAGCAGCAUCAAUUUACAGCGGACAUCUGGCAGUUCUGCUCUGAAUUGACAUGGCCAAUGACACAAACAAGAUUUUAUCACUUCUAGUUGUCAUGAAAGUUUCAAAUGUUUUAUCAUUUCACGCUUACUGCAGAAAAUUAUGUUCACUCAGUGAUAAGAUGACUGACUGAAGCUGAUAUUUUUAUAUUAUAUGGAAAUUAUAGGAUUUAAAUUGUGUAUUCUGGAUGUGUUAAAUGCAGCACACAGCCAAGAAGUUGAAACAAAUAAUAAAACUAGUCCUUCAAGUAAA